CGGGAAGCAGACGGGCGGCGGUUCCGCUGCGCGGCGGCGCGGCCUGCCCGGGGGCCGUCCCGCCGCGGCAUGAGCCCGCCCUGAGAUGGCGGCGCCGUGCCGGACGCGGACCCUGCAGGUGGUGGACACGGAGUUCAGCGCGGACGCGGUGGAGUGGUGCCCGGUGGAGGGCUGGCACAGCAUCCUGGCCUGCGGCACCUACCACCUCCGCCCGCCCGCCGCGACUGACUCCCGUGGAAGCAAUGGGGCCUGUGACCGGACCGGGCGGCUCUACCUGUAUCACUACAACGAGGAGCAGCCAUACAUCCCGCUGACAGAAAUCCAAAGGAUUGACACCGCCGCCAUCCUGGACAUCAAAUGGUGCCACGUUCCUGUUGCGGAACAUCCCAUGGUUGGCAUUGCAAACUCAACAGGCGCUGUGGAGUUUUGCCACCUGACUGGAAGUGAGAAGAACAGCUGCAUGUUGGAGCCAUGCUUCAGGGUCGAUCUUGGUGCGCAGCGUCUGGCCUUGUCUCUAGACUGGUCCACAGGACGAGAGCAAUGUGGUUGUCCUUUGAGAGUAAUCAGCAGUGAUUCAGAGGGGAAGCUGAAUCUUUUCUCCAUAGAUGAAUCUGCUCCUUCUGUGCAUGUCCUGAACCAGUGGGAAGCUCACAAAUUUGAGGCCUGGAUUGCUGCUUUUAAUUACUGGGACACCGAUAUUGUGUAUUCAGGAGGAGAUGACAGCCUGCUGAAGGGCUGGGACACCAGGUGCAGUCCAGAGACUCCUGUCUUCACCAGCAAGAGGCACUCAAUGGGCGUGUGCAGCAUUCAGUGCAGUCCGCACCGUGAGAAUCUUCUGGCUACUGGCAGCUAUGACGAGCACGUGCUGUUGUGGGACACCAGGAACAUGAAGCGGCCGCUGGCAGACACCCACGUUGAAGGUGGAGUUUGGAGGUUGAAGUGGCACCCAACCUGUGAUUUUGUGCUGCUGGCAGCCUGCAUGCAGAGCGGAUUCAAAAUCCUCGACUGCCGCGGAAGCAUGGCGGAAAACAUGGAGGAAUGCAUCAUCCUCUCAUCCUACGUCUUGCACAAUUCCUUGGCCUACGGGGCUGACUGGUCGAGGCUCUGUCCGAGGGAUUCCUUGCCUGCUACACAGGACUCAGCUGCUGUAUGCCAGUCUUCAGAGGAGCUUGUGGGAAGAUCAGGGGAAGGAGAUGAGAGACUGAAUUUGCGGGUCCAAAACCUGAAGAUAAUUUAUGAGUCUCCUACAGCUACUUUUGAUGUAAUAUUGGAUGAGGAGAGUGAAGGCCCUGCCUUACCACUCAAAGCAGAGGGAGGUCCUAAGGUCUCAGGGGAUCCUGAGCUGGUUAGGGGCCCUGAUUUAAAGGGGAGUUUAGAUUUGGCUGGGGGUCCUGACCAAGGGGAAGAUCCCAAGUCAGCCAGCAGUUCCGAAUCAGGAGCUAAGAGACCCAACGGAACGGGCCUGGACAGGAGCGGUGAUUCAGCCAGGUCACUAGACAGCCCGAAAGCAAUGAGCAUUGUAGCAACUUGUUCUUUCUAUGACAACAUCCUCCAUGUCUGGAAGUGGGAGAUGAGCCUGGUGACCCCGUUGGGGACACCCAGUACUAGGUCUCCCUCUGAAAGAACAGUUGAAAGUUUGCAUUGACCAGUCCCAAGGGAGAGAGGUAGGAAAACUCCUGUACUGAGAGUGACAUCUGAGCUUAUGCUCUAAUUUCUGUUGGGCUUCUCCAGUUUUAUUGUUGAGUUUGUGAGUCUUCUAAGGCCAAUACUGAUGGACUUACUGGUGUUUUAUUUUCAGCACUGAGGAAAGCCUUUGCUUUGAGGCAUGUGGUCAAGCACAGACACAUUUAUUUAGUUUUCCCCUAAUAUACUAGUUGAAAGUAGGACAGUGUUCCUCUCAAAGGCUGCUUGUUUGUACCUUAGAUUUGAAUCCCUUCAAGCCUGGUUUGCAUUUGUGUGAUCUGUUAAGCCCGUCUCCUCCUUCCAUCACAAGCCAAACUUGUCUGCGCUGCUACGUGUAGACAAACACAGUAUGUGAUGAGAGGUUUUCCUGAAUGUCUCAGAAAAGCCUGUGAGUAGAGGCUUAGCUGUGUGUGUAGCUUGCUGUGUGAUCUGUAAACUAGUAGGUACUUUGAGAAGACACUCAAAGAAAGUCCAGAUACUGACAGUGCAGUGUGCUUAUAGUGAUCUUUAGUAGAGAGAAAUUAUUUUUCAGAAGGAAAUCCAGACUGACCGGUAUGAGAGACAGCAGUUCAGUGACAGGAAGCUUUGUUCUGAGCAGGGCCUUUCUUGGAAGGAUUCUGGUGUAUCUGCACAGCCUAAUUUUACAUCAGACUCAUUACCUGGUUGCAAUCUCACUUUUAUCACUCUCCAAGCUAAGCACAACCUGCUUCAGCGUAAAUGGUGUAGCGAGCCCCGCUAUGUUUCAGUGCCACACUAAACCAACCCCCCCUAGCCUCUUGGUAUCGAACUCACGUUUUCUACUCUCCACAGCGAGACAUAGAUUUAGGUCCAAAGUCAGGAUCUUUCAGUUUUGUAAAGGUGAACAGCUUUAAGAUCAAAACCUCCAAAAAGUACAGGCAAUGUUUCCUGACAUCUUUUAAGUUCAAAAUAAGUACGUACAGAAACCAAAAUCUUAACAACAUUGCCCUAACUACCUCCAGGAAUGGCUGCAGAAUUUCUCAUGGUUGCUCCAUUAGCUUUCUUUUUUCACUGUGAAAUAUCAGCAAAACACCGUUUCUGGAACACUUUCUUUGUUAUCUUCCUAGAAACAAAAAACCAGCUUAAACUAGGUAAGUAACCUCUAGCUUGUAUAGUUUCUCUUUGAGGGUCCUAAACAAUUAGUUGUCUGGAGGGAAAGAAACACCAGCAACAGGUAUCUAUCUGUAACAGUGCUGCGUCUAAAACGAGGUACAGCAGAUAAGAAUUUUACUGCUUCAAAACUCCUUUUUCAAGGGUGAAUGUGUAUUUUAGAAAACAUUCUUGAGCACUGUUACAUGAAGAUUCAUAUUAGUAUUGUGAACAAGAGCUUUUGUUAAAAAAAAAAAAACCAACACCCUAUUUUUGGAUGUUUCUAAAAUAAAAUCAAUAUAAGUGAUUAAUCCUUGGUC
Molecule: messenger RNA, 3110 nt
Organism: Tyto alba (common barn owl)
Lineage: Eukaryota; Metazoa; Chordata; Aves; Strigiformes; Tytonidae
Gene: DPH7
Product: diphthamide biosynthesis 7
Exons: 9
Coding region: 86-1645 (519 amino acids)
Molecular function (GO): protein binding
Source: RefSeq, a predicted model, not a curated record